Molecule: messenger RNA, 915 nt
Organism: Lucilia cuprina (Australian sheep blowfly)
Lineage: Eukaryota; Metazoa; Arthropoda; Insecta; Diptera; Calliphoridae
Product: trypsin alpha-3-like
Exons: 1
Coding region: 41-796 (251 amino acids)
Biological process (GO): proteolysis
Molecular function (GO): serine-type endopeptidase activity
Source: RefSeq, a predicted model, not a curated record
UACACACUUCUUGCAAUCAGUCAUAAAAGUUGUAUCAAUAAUGUUAGUUACAUUUCUAUUAGUUACAACGCUUCUCUUACAAUUUCACGGCACUAUAGUGGAAACACGAUCAGCUCGUAUUGUUGGUGGGCGACCAGUGUAUAUCGAACAAUUUCCCUAUAUGGUAAAUUUGCGUAGAGAGGGUUCAUUCUACUGUGGCGGAUCGUUAAUAACACCGAAAUGUGUAUUAACAGCGGCACAUUGUAUUCGUAGACCGAGGGAAAUAACCGUUCAAGCUGGUGCCACAUAUUUGCAUGAAGACUACUAUCAAAGAAGAGUUAAAAAGAUUUUCAGACCAAAAUCCUUCGAUGAAAAAACAUUAGAUAAUGAUGUUGCCAUAUUCAAAUUAAAUUCACCUUUUAGGGAAAGAUUUAUUGAAAGCAUAGAGUUAUCGAAUGAUAUGCCACAAAAAGGAGACUUUGUUAAAGUAUCCGGUUGGGGUUUGACACGAGAAAAUGGUACUGUCUCACAACAAUUGAGAUCGGUUUAUGUAGAAGUCUUAUCGCAUGAAGAAUGUCGUGAAAUAUAUCUAAAUUAUCGUAAUGUUACAAAAAGUAUGUUUUGUGCUUCGAUUCCUGGAGUUAAGGAUGCUUGUGCAGCCGAUUCGGGUGGUCCAGUUUUGCUGGAUGACCAAUUAGUGGGUAUUGUUUCUUGGGGUAGAGGACGUGAGUGUGCGAGAGAAGAGUCACCUGGUGUUUAUGUAAAUAUUAAUGCCCUUCGACCGUGGAUUGAUAAAAUUGUUGAUGAAUAUUGUUAGGAUAAGUAUGUGAAUAAAGAAUAAUUUAAUUGAUUAAGUAAUUAAAUAUUAAUGUACUAUAGUUUUAUAUAAAUGAUGAAAUAAAAAAACUACGAAAGCGAACACGAGAUAAGAUUCGA